CUCUCUUUUUCUUUUAUUUUCCUUCUCUGCCAUUUUAACGUACCUACUGUUUUUGCUUUUUACACGAUGCUCCCUACGUCCGAUAGCGAGCGCUUGUUGCGGAUCGAUCUCGAGAACGACCAGCUCGUCAUGUACGGAAGCACAACAGAGUCUUCCGGCUGCGUCUUGCGCGGUGUUGUUUCGCUCAACCUUGUACAGCCGACCAAGGUCAAGACUAUUGCACUGCAUUUUUCUGGUAACAUCAUCAAGCGACAAGUAGUGCAGCUUGGGAAUGGACACGAACGCGUGUACGAAGACGACCACAACAUCAUUUGCCAUACAUGGACAUUCUUACCACGCCAUAAUAAUAACGGUGGUGCUCAGCAGAUGCACAACACGCUGGGAACAGGCACCCACACCUACGACUUUGAGCUACCAUUGCCAGGACACCUGCCUGAAUCCACGCGCGUAGGCAACAUUUACGUCGUGCAAUACACUCUGAAGGCCGUGGUGGAGCGACCAGCGUUUUUUGCCCGCAACUAUAUAUGCCGACGGACGAUCCACGUGGCUCGCCGACCCGAAGAAGAGGAAGCAUGGAGCAUGAUGCCCGACUAUACCCUGGAUCAGCACCCUGUGGCAAUCGCAGAUCACUGGGCCGACAAGCUCAGCUAUGCCUUUACUGCACCCAGCAAAACCGUUCCUCAGGGUGGCCAGGUCCAAGUGUCGGCCACCAUUGCCACCCUGUCCGACAAAGUUCAAAUCCGCUACUUGUCUUGCUAUCUCAAGGAGUACAUGUCGUGUCGAAGCUGGGACAGGGAAUCGCCACCCCAAAGUAAACCACGGACACACAGCCGGAUCAUUCACUAUACCCAAGUGAAAACCAACUUUGAGGAUAUUAAUCUGACGUUCCCUGUGCCGACCUCCCCGGACGAUUGCCAGACCGAUUGCUUGAAUGAACAGGUGAAAAUUCGCCACCGGUUAAAGUUUGCACUAUCGGUCGUCAAUCCGGAUACUGGGAAUAUCUCAGAACUGCGGGUCAUGAUGCCCAUCAAGGUCUGUCCGCCGCACGAGCUCCAACACGACUAUUUGCCUGCGUACGAUGACCAUGCUUCCUCUAUUCCUUAUGAUCCCGUGGCAAUGAUUGCAUUGCUACGCAACAGACGGUCGUCGUGUAACAUUAACAGAAGUCUCGCAUUGCCUGGUUACAGUGCGAGAGCUCAGCAACCUACGCUGCCAAGCUAUGAAGAAUGUUCCCGGUGAACUGUAUAUGCCCUGCUCUUUAUCCUUGUCCCAUGUAUGUUUUCUCUUCUUUGUAAAUAGUAAUUUUAACCCCUCUUUCGCUUCCAAUAUAAUACCCACCAUCCGUCCCCUUAUUUCCAUUCUGCAUCAUCAUUACUGUCCAUACUGAUAAAAAUAAUAUAAUUA
Messenger RNA from Zychaea mexicana, 1404 nucleotides. RefSeq lists its product as uncharacterized. Bases 67 to 1239 code for a protein of 390 amino acids. Gene Ontology annotation, biological process: ubiquitin-dependent endocytosis. Gene Ontology annotation, cellular component: cytosol; cytoplasm; plasma membrane. The transcript is spliced from 2 exons. Lineage: Eukaryota; Fungi; Mucoromycota; Mucoromycetes; Mucorales; Lichtheimiaceae. The record is from RefSeq and is a predicted model, not a curated record. Gene Ontology annotation, molecular function: ubiquitin protein ligase binding; protein-macromolecule adaptor activity.